AUGAUAUCUCAGCAAUCGUUUACCCCUGCUUUAACACAUACAAACAUACAAAUGCUACCCAAAACACAACCAUUAGCGAAGGGAAAUCAAGACCGCAUUACCGUUAACGCGGACUGAUACAAAAUGCCUGUCACUCGGAACCAUAAGCAACAAUGACGCAGUAAAUAAAAGAUCCUGAUAGUCAAGUUGUCAACACAACAGGUCGCCAUCAUGUCGAAAAAGGGUGACUGUAACCGUUGUUGUUGUGCACUAGCAGUGUUUCUUAGCCUUGCCAUUGCCUCUGAUUCGGCCCAAGUGACCUUGGUCAACGCUACCACUCCGGUGUCGUCUAACACUACCAUGUCUACUGUAACACCACCGAUCACACCUGCUGGGGAAGUGGACUGCAGUAGCCGCAAUUCUUCCUGUGGCGAAUGUAUUGGAGACGUGAAGUGUUACUACUGCUACAAGGACAACACCUGCCGUCUGUACCCGGCCUCGGCGGUUCUUCCCACAUCGGAAUGUUCGUUGUCACAGGUGCGGUGGGGAGCCACGUGUAACGGUACGUAUACGUAG
Messenger RNA from Branchiostoma floridae (Florida lancelet), 555 nucleotides. Its product is annotated as proton myo-inositol cotransporter-like. Gene Ontology annotation, biological process: protein import into nucleus. The coding region runs from base 211 to 555 and encodes 114 amino acids. Gene Ontology annotation, cellular component: nucleus; cytoplasm. NCBI's taxonomy places the organism in Eukaryota, Metazoa, Chordata, Leptocardii, Amphioxiformes, Branchiostomatidae. The transcript has 3 exons. The record is from RefSeq and is a predicted model, not a curated record.